AUGGGUAGAGAAGAGCAAACAGAAGAGAGGGAAGUCCUCGACUCCAUCUUUCCCGAAGAAAUCACCGGUGCAACAGACAUCUCCGACACCGAGUACCGCGUCUCGAUACAGCUAGAAGUAACCGAAGCCGACGAAGAAUCCACCGAGAGCGCUCCCAUCCUCAUCCUCUCCGUCUCAUACCCCGAAGACUAUCCAGACGUAGCACCCCGACUAGACCUCUCAGCCCCACCAAACGCUCCAAAGCACACACACCUCGACAUACAAGAAGACAAGACACGACUACUCGAUGGCUUGACGGCAACAAUCGAAGAAAACCUGGGUAUGGCCAUGGUCUUCACCCUCGUCACCACCCUAAAAGACGAAGCCGAGCUCUUGAUACAAGAGCGACAACAAGCCGUCCAAGCCGAAAAGGACUUGGAAGCCGCAGAAGCAGAAGCAGAGGAAAACCGCAAAUUCGAGGGUACAAAAGUGACGAGGGAGACAUAUCUGGAGUGGAGCAACAGGUUCAAGGAGGAGAUGGCAGAAGCAAAGAAGAGGGCUGAAGAGCAGAGAGAGGCCGAAGAAAAGAAAAAGAGGGGUGGUAAGGAGGAGAAGAAGAUGACAGGGAGAGAGCUUUGGGAGAGCGGUGUUGCGACCAGAGCCUUUGUCGACGAGGACGACGAUGGUGCCGAUGCUCUCGAGGCUAUGAAGAAGCUCAAGGUCGAGGCAUGA
Molecule: messenger RNA, 711 nt
Organism: Aureobasidium uvarum
Lineage: Eukaryota; Fungi; Ascomycota; Dothideomycetes; Dothideales; Saccotheciaceae
Source: the annotation of a GenBank genome assembly